AGUCAUCCAGGCUGGUCUAGGGCACCAGGGCCGGCCGGCGAGUGCGCCACUCGCGUCUCCGCCACCGACGCGACAGAACGGGACGUCUCGUUUCUGAUCCGGGUCUCCAGUGGCCGACUGGAUUUACACCUUCCUCGUCGACAACGCCCUCAAGUAGAUCGAUCAGAAUGUCGCGCUCUUCUACACUCGCCCUUCCGGACAACCCCCACUGGGUGGAGAGGCUCGCCAAAUACCCGGCUGACCACCGGACGCAGCACUGGCCCCUGAUGGGAUCGCCGGCCUGGCCGCUGACCGUGGCCGCCGUCUACCUCUACUUCGUCCUCUCCUACGGCCCCAGGCUCAUGAAGACGCGGCAGGCGUACUCCUUCAAGACCUUCAUCUACUGCUACAACGUGUACCAGGUCAUCGCCAACAGCCUCAUGUUCUACACGGUGCUAACCAGCGGCUGGACCACCACCUACAGCUUGGGGUGCCAGCAUGUGGACCGCUCCGCAAGCCCCGAGUCAAACAGGAUGGCGACUGCGAUGUGGUACUGGUUCCUGUUGAAGCAGACUGAGCUCGUCGAGACGGUUCUUUUCGUGCUGCGAAAAAAGAAGCGUCAGAUCUCCUUUCUUCACAUCUACCACCACGUCUCCACUUACUUCAUCGCCUGGUUCGCGUGCAACUUCGCCCCCGGCGGCCUCACCAGCUUCAGCGUGAUGCCCAACUCCCUAGUCCACGUCAUGCUCUACUCGUACUACCUGCUCUCCGCCAUAGACAACGACACCCUGCGCAAGACCCUGGGUCGACUUAAGAAGUACCUCACCACGCUGCAAAUCAUCCAGCUUGCCGUGAUCGUGGCGCACUCGGCGCAGGCGCUGGCACCGUCCUGCACAGCCGCCCCCAAGGCGCUCGUCUACAGCUACAUCCCAAACGUUCUGCUUGUCAUCUACCUCUUCUAUAACUUCUACCGGGUCAACUACAACAACGCCGCCAAGUCGCGGGUGGCCGCACCGACCAAGCUGGACUAGAGGGCAACUCCGCCAUAGUGCCGACGACGUUCUCCUGAGUGUCUCCCCGAAAGUGACUCAAACACUCGUACCCCUGCUCCGUGAGGGCUGAGGGCAUUGUCCGAAAGUGUUCUUCGACGUCACCCGUCAGCCCCCGCGAGUACCCAGAGUCUUCCAACUGUCUUCCUCAUGGGAAGCAAAAGAGAGGAGCGCGGUCGGCGUUGACGUUUUUGUUCCAGCGUCAUAUCGUCCUCAGCUUACCGUAGCU
Molecule: messenger RNA, 1257 nt
Organism: Frankliniella occidentalis (western flower thrips)
Lineage: Eukaryota; Metazoa; Arthropoda; Insecta; Thysanoptera; Thripidae
Product: elongation of very long chain fatty acids protein AAEL008004-like
Exons: 8
Coding region: 168-1010 (280 amino acids)
Biological process (GO): very long-chain fatty acid biosynthetic process; fatty acid elongation, polyunsaturated fatty acid; fatty acid elongation, monounsaturated fatty acid
Cellular component (GO): endoplasmic reticulum membrane
Molecular function (GO): fatty acid elongase activity
Source: RefSeq, a predicted model, not a curated record